Funneliformis mosseae is the source of this 417-nucleotide messenger RNA. The record is from the annotation of a GenBank genome assembly. Lineage: Eukaryota; Fungi; Glomeromycota; Glomeromycetes; Glomerales; Glomeraceae.
CCAUCAUUAACGCUCAAAAUUCACAACAAUUAUAUCGACCAAAACUCAUAACUUCAUUCUCCAAUCCAUUCCCAUUCAAAAAUAUUUAUUCGGAAUCACCAAUGGAUCAGUCAACAUUUUUUCACACUCCUCAAAACGACGAUCCGAUUCCAUUACCAAGCAACUCCAAAAAUAACAGAUCUAAAUCAAAUACGUUCUCAUCAUUCUCAUCAAUAUUUUCGAAUUCGCGACCCAAUAAUUUGUUUAAACGUCGUUCAGAAGUUUAUGAAGAAACAGAUGAAUUUACCAAUGGAUGUUUUGGUUUCAUGAGCACUUUAGGAUCAAAAAUAAAGUAUAAAUUACAUAAUAAUUGGAUAUUCGUUAAAACGAAAUGUAAAAAAUGUAAAACGAAGAGAAGAAGAUCAAUCAAUGACGAAU